UUACGCGUGUCAUAGCAUGCGUCUGGCAGAGUGUUUGACAUUUACGUUACAGGGAUAGUGUGUGUGAAAGGAGCUAGCCUGUCAAUGAAGCGCAGGGUAGCAAUGCUAGAGAAUAUGUCGAGCCAUAUUUUAUUUUAAAUAGCGUCAUCUUUUUUUUUUUGCUACCAAGUUCCAUGCCCGUCUCGGGAGACACUGCAUCCAGCCCAGCGUUGGAUAUGAAACUACCGAACAAACAACGUGUUCGCUAACAUCUUCAGGGCUAGCAUGCUGCAGAGUGCAUUAAGGUCGUUUCCAGGAGUUUGGCUGUGAAAUGUGGUUGGGUAAAUCUCGCGUUAGGUGAAGAUCACACUGUUUGUAGUUGUUCCGUGUUGUGCACUCUACUGGUCGCGGUUUAAAUCUCACUUCUCCGCGGACCAGUGCACAAGGUUAAGAGUGGCAAUAGCUAGCUAGCCCUACCAGCACUUUUUGCAUCAGUUUGCCCUCACUUUCCCACGCUUGUCCCCAAAGACAGGUGCUGUGGUCUAAGUAGGUCAAGUGUGGUCGGGAACGCGAACCCCCCUACUGUAAUCGCAGGGAUUAUACGAUAUUUAAUUAUUUCUAAUAAUUGAUCGGGCUGUUUUGAGUGGAGCCAGGAUUCACGAUGCUGCUGUCCUUCAUUGUACAUACAUACUCGCUGCGGUAUUGGUUCCCUGCCACUGUCAUGCUGGGCACAGCCCCGGCGUACAUCCUGUCGUGGUGGGUAUGGCGCUUGUGUUCCACGGUGUUACCCCUAAGACUUUACCACAAACUGGACGAUCGCCUCUACUGCGUCUACCAGAGCAUGGUCCUCUUUUUCUUUGAGAACUACACGGGAGUGGAGAUUGUAAUAUACGGAGAUAUACCAAAGAAGAAGGAAAAUGUUGUCUACCUGUCAAAUCACCAGUGUACAGCGGACUGGAUCAUAGCCGACAUGCUGGCCAUCAGACAGGAUGCCCUCGGCCACGUGAGGUACGUCCUGAAAGACGGGCUGAAGUGGCUCCCGCUGUACGGGUGGUAUUUUUCCCAGCAUGGAGGUGUGUACGUCAAGCGAAGUGCAAAGUUUGAGGAGCAGGCGAUGAAGAAGAAGCUGCUAACGCAGGCCGAAGCAGGAACACCAAUGUAUCUUGUCAUCUUUCCGGAAGGAACCCGCUAUAAUCCGGAGCUCAAGAAUGUCAUUUCUUCCAGUCAGGAAUUUGCUUCUAAAGAAGGGCUGGCUCUCCUGAAGCACACUCUGACCCCCAGGAUGAAGGCCUCUCAUGUAGCCAUCGAGGCCAUGAAGGACCACCUGGACGCGGUGUACGACGUCACCGUGGCCUACGAGGGGACGCUGGACUCCGCGGGCCACAGGCUACCGGCCCCGACCAUGCCAGAAUUCCUGUGUAAAGAAUGUCCCCGGGUCCACAUCCACUUUGAGCGGGUGGCCAUGAAGGAAGUCCCCAUCGAGCCGCUGUUCUUCCGCCGGUGGCUCCACGAGAGGUUCGAGAUCAAGGACCGACUGCUGACCAGCUUCUACGAGUCGGACGACGCCCAACAGAGGAGCCGCUUCCCGGGGGAAGGGCGACGCUCUGCGCUGAGCAUCGCCAAGACCCUCCCCUCCAUGAUGGUCCUGGGGGGCCUCACCGUCCCGCUGCUCCUGACCGAGUCGGGCAGGAGCUUGUACGUCAGGACCUGGGUCUACGGCACUCUCCUGGGGUGGCUGUGGGUGAACGUCAGCCCCUAGGGAGCGCACAGCAACACGCACGCAGACACGCGUGUGUCGGUUUACACCGGAUGAUCGCCGCCACCGCGGCGACGCACACAAUAAACGGGGGAGGUGUUGCCGGGUGAUUUUUUUCUUUUUCUUUUUCUUGUGCAGCGACAAGA
Messenger RNA from Gadus chalcogrammus (walleye pollock), 1881 nucleotides. It is a transcript of the gene agpat5, whose product is annotated as 1-acylglycerol-3-phosphate O-acyltransferase 5 (lysophosphatidic acid acyltransferase, epsilon). The record is from RefSeq and is a predicted model, not a curated record. Gene Ontology annotation, molecular function: acyltransferase activity. The transcript has 8 exons. Gene Ontology annotation, cellular component: endomembrane system; mitochondrion. Lineage: Eukaryota; Metazoa; Chordata; Actinopteri; Gadiformes; Gadidae. Bases 641 to 1738 code for a protein of 365 amino acids.